CGUGCGUGCGUGUACGUGUGCGUGUACGUGUAUGUGUGUGUCGAGUGUGUAUGUGCCCGCCUCUGGCCGCCUGUCACAAGUUCAGAGUGUUCUCAGCCAGUAGCAGUCGCACUCGCAGCGCAGACCACGGAGCCGGAUUUGGAAGCUGCCUUUACGACGAGGAUCUCUGCAUCUCGGGCCGGCGGGGCGGGGGACUGUGUUCUACCUUGAGCCUGCGAUGUCAAACAAGUGCCGAGUUCUUUCUUCGUGCGAACCAUAAAGAUGGCGACGACGACGACGACGCAAUUAUAUUAGUAACGGAAAAGUCGGAAUGCGCGGAAACUCCAUUGCAUGCUGCUCAUUGGCCGGAAUGGCAUAUGAAUGGCUACCAAAAAUGACGAAAAAGUCUUCUGGAUGAUUGAAACUAC
Messenger RNA from Anopheles aquasalis, 407 nucleotides. RefSeq lists its product as uncharacterized. Lineage: Eukaryota; Metazoa; Arthropoda; Insecta; Diptera; Culicidae. The record is from RefSeq and is a predicted model, not a curated record.